This is a messenger RNA of Pongo pygmaeus (Bornean orangutan), 444 nucleotides long. Its product is annotated as fatty acid-binding protein, heart-like. Bases 1 to 444 code for a protein of 147 amino acids. The record is from RefSeq and is a predicted model, not a curated record. The transcript has a single exon. NCBI's taxonomy places the organism in Eukaryota, Metazoa, Chordata, Mammalia, Primates, Hominidae. Gene Ontology annotation, molecular function: lipid binding.
AUGGUAGAUGCCUUCCUGUGCACCUGGAAGCUCUCAGACAGCAAGAAUUUUGAUGACUACAUGAAGUUAAUCGGUGCAAGUUUUGCUACCAGGCAAGUGGCUAGCGUGACAAAGCCUACCACAGUCAUCAAAAAGAAUGGGGACAUUAUCACCUUAAAAACACAGAGCAUGUUCAAGAACACAGAGAUCAGCUUUAAGCUGGGGAUGGAGUUCGAUGAGACAACAGCAGAUGACAAAAAGGUCAAGUCCAUUGUGACACUGGAUGGAGGCAAACUUGUUCACCUGCAGAAGUGUAACGGGCAAGAGAGGACAUUUGUGUCAGAGCUAAGUGAUGGGAAACUCAUCCUGACACUCACCCAGGGCACUGCGGUUUACACUCGCACUUAUGAGAAAGAGGUAUCAUCUGCCUGCGCUGUCACUGACUGCUCCUCUGCUACCCUUUGA